Messenger RNA from Closterium sp. NIES-67, 2370 nucleotides. NCBI's taxonomy places the organism in Eukaryota, Viridiplantae, Streptophyta, Zygnematophyceae, Desmidiales, Closteriaceae. The record is from the annotation of a GenBank genome assembly.
GACCAUGGGUGUCAACAUCAUGCAUCCUCCGCUGCACCAAGCAUCCCAGCUGGGACCCUUGGGUGUCGCGUUGCCUGCGUUUACAACUCGCUGCUGCCCAUAUCCCAGACUCGCUAGGCUAUAUUGGUCCAGUUGCAGAGCAACCAGCUCUUCAUUCCCCAAUCUUCGCAAUGCAUAUAGCUAUUUCGAACCUCUCAGCACGUACUUCCUUCCUCGUCUGCAGUUUGUCGACGAAUUAGUGUCUCAACGUUCUACCGAGAAGCCUUUCUCCAUACCCUAUCGACCAACAACUCUUUUACAGGUACUUCACGCGAUUCGACUUCCUAGUGUAGCAAAUCGAGUCCUUUCCCCAGUUGCGGGCCAUCACCCUCGGCUGAUCAUGCCGCCAGCCAUUCCGCAUCCUGAUGCUCGGCAACUCUCUGCUCCUGCUACCAUAUACCCUCCUCGUGCAGCGGGCCUACACAGCCUGGCGUCUUUCACCACGGUCCAAGCCAUGGACUCUGACGCGGCCCACGACGGUGUGGAUGGGGACAAGACACAUGACAACGCGCGGCCGUUUCAGGUGGUGGUGGCGGCGACGCCGGAGAUGGGCAUCGGGCAGGGCGGGCAGUUGCCGUGGACGCACCUGCAGCGGGACAUGGCGUUCUUCAAGGACGUGACGUCAUCCACGAGUCGUGCCGGCACCAGGAACGCUGUGCUCAUGGGUCGGCGCACGUGGGAGUCCCUGCCACCCCGCUUUCGACCGCUGCCGGGUCGGCUUAACGUGGUUCUCACUCGCUCCGGGCAGCUACCAGCCACGAGCGGUGACGGCGGUGGCGGGUGCGCGCAGCAGGACGUGGUGGUGGCGGAGAGCUUGGCGGCGGCGCUGCUCAUGCUGGGCGCAGAGCCGCACAAGUCCAGCAUCGAGAGCGUGUUCGUCAUCGGCGGCGGUCAAGUGUUCAGGGAGGCUCUCUCAUCGCCGCUGUGCGAGGCCGUCCACCUCACUCGCGUGCGCCGCCUGUCGUCCGCUGACCCCUCCACUCCCGCUGCCACCACUGGCGGACAUCGCGGCGUGGCAGAGGGCGAGGAGUUGAUUCCGUGCGACACGCACAUGCCCGCUGUUGACCCCUCCGCCUUCCGUCUCUGGCGCGCCUCCUCUCCCUUCAACGACAACGGCUACUCCUGCUCCUUCCUCACUUACGUUCGCGCCUCCCCCCCUCCCGAGCCCAACCCCCCCGCGUCGUCCUCCCUUGCGCUGCCACUGGCAGCCGUCGCGCCAUGCCAGGGCAAUGGCAUGGCGACGGCAGCAGUGGAGGGUGGGAGCAGUAGCAAGAGCAGCGAGGGGCGGCAGGUGCGAGGCGAGGGAGCAUGGAUGUCCCUGCCAGUGCGAGUGAGGGAGGAGCACGAGGAGUACCAGUACCUGAAGCUCGUCCGACGCAUCAUGGACGAUGGCGUGCCCAGUGACGACCGCACAGGCACCGGCACGCUCUCGCUCUUCGGCUGCCAGAUGCGCUUCAACCUUCGCCACACCUUCCCGCUCCUCACCACCAAGAGAGUGUUUUGGAGGGCAGUGGUGGAGGAGCUCCUGUGGUUCAUUCACGGCUCCACUAAUGCCAAGCUGCUGCAAGACAAGGGCAUCCACAUCUGGGAUGGCAAUGCUUCCCGCCCCUACCUUGACAGCUUGGGUCUGACUGACCGGGAGGAGGGCGACCUGGGGCCCGUCUAUGGCUUUCAGUGGCGCCACUUCGGAGCCAGGUACCGAGACAUGCAUGCGGAGUACAGCGGGCAGGGAGUGGAUCAGCUGGCGGAUGUGAUUCACCGCAUCAAGACCAACCCCAGUGACCGCCGCAUCCUCAUGAGUGCAUGGAACCCCACUGACAUCCCACACAUGGCCCUGCCGCCCUGCCAUGUGCUGGCCCAGUUCUAUGUGGCGCGCGGGGAGCUGUCCUGCCAGCUGUACCAGCGAUCAUGUGACAUGGGGCUGGGUGUGCCUUUCAACAUCGCCUCCUACUCUCUCCUCACCCUCCUCAUAGCUUCAGUGUGUGGGUUGCAGCCUGGCGAGUUCGUGCACGUGCUGGGCGAUGCCCACGUCUACUCCAACCACAUCGACCCGCUCAAGCUGCAGCUCCAGAAUACUCCCCGCCCAUUUCCGCGAGUGCGGAUAAACCCUGCUGUUGCAGACAUUGACAGCUUCACUGCAGCAGACAUUGACCUUGUCGGCUACAACCCACAUGCCAAGAUUUCCAUGCGCAUGGCAGUGUGAUGCUGCUCACUAUUGUAUGACACCUGAUGUCUGUUUGUAUUUUUUGGGUUGCAGAGCAACCUACUGCAAUCGAUCGGCAGAUUUGCUAUUUAAAAAUGAAAUUUGUCAAGUAAAAAACAUUCUAGAUA